Hibiscus syriacus is the source of this 3782-nucleotide messenger RNA. RefSeq names its product formin-like protein 13. The transcript has 17 exons. The record is from RefSeq and is a predicted model, not a curated record. Bases 49 to 3774 code for a protein of 1241 amino acids. NCBI's taxonomy places the organism in Eukaryota, Viridiplantae, Streptophyta, Magnoliopsida, Malvales, Malvaceae.
UGAUUUUGUUAUCUGGGUUUCAACUUUCGAGGAUUCUAGAGCAAAGGUAUGGGUUUGUUUCGUAAAAUCUUUUACAAGAAGCCACCUGAUGGCCUCCUGGAGAUCUGUGAACGAAUUCAUGUUUUUGAUUGCUGCUUCUCUAUUGAUUCUUGGGAAGAAGAAACCUACAAAGUCCACAUGAAGGGAAUAGUUAGUAAUCUUUCAAAUCACUUCCCUGAGGCUUCAUUCUUGGUCUUUAAUUUCCGCGAAGGCGAAAAGAGAAGCUAUAUGGCAGAAUUAAUAUCUGAGUACAACAUGAAAAUAAUGGAUUACCCCUGUCAGUAUGAAGGGUGUCCGUUAAUUACUAUGGAGGUGCUCCACCUUUUCAUGCGAUCAUGCGAAAGCUGGCUCUCGCUUGAUGAGAACAAUUUGCUAUUAAUGCAUUGCGAGCGGGGUGGUUGGCCAGUCAUGGCUUUCGUGCUGGCUGCAUUGCUGCUAUAUAGGAAGCAGUACAGCGGAGAGCAGAAGACAUUGGACAUGAUAUACAGGCAAGCUCCGAAUGAGCGUUUACAAGUGCUAUCAUCCCUGAAUCCAAUGCCUUCACAAUUGAGGUAUCUACGAUAUAUCUCAAGGAGAAAUGUGUCCAUAGAAUGGCCUCCUUUGGAUCGACCUCUCACCUUGGGUUGCAUCAUUCUUAGACACAUUCCAAAUGUUGAUGGAGAGGGAGGCUGCCAUCCGAUAUUUAGAAUAUAUGGACAUGAUCCUUCUGUUACUGCUGAUAAAACUCCAAAACUUUUGUACUCAAGCCCUAAAAGUAGCAAAUGUGUCCGAUAUUAUAAGCAGAAAGAAUGUGCACUUGCUAAAAUUGACAUAAACUGCCAUGUUCAAGGCGAUGUUGUGGUUGAGUGUGUCAACUUGAAUGACAAAGAAGGAGAGAAUAUGAUAUUCAGGGUUGUAUUUAACACAUCUUUUAUUAGAUCAAACAUUUUAAUAUUCAGUCGAGAUGAACUUGAUAUAUUGUGGGAUGCUAAGGAGCAGUUUCCCAAAGAAUUUAGAUCUGAGAUUCUUUUCUCAGAAAAUGAUGCUGCUUCUUCCGUUACUCCCACGGAUGCUUUUUGCUAUGAAGAGAAAGAAGGAGUUCCUAUAGAAGCAUUUUCCAAAGUUCAAGAAAUGUUUAGUAAUCUUGACUGGUUGGAUUCCAAGUCAGGUGCCACAUAUAACAUGCUUCAACAAAUAGGUGCGUUAAAUAUUUCCCAAGAGAAGUCUGACAGUGACUCGAAUAACAAUGUCGACAGCCCUCAGCGAUGGAGAACUAGUCCUAGAACACUUUGGGAAGAAAAACUACUCACGACAUUACCAGGUAGCCCGAUGAGUCCCACAACUAUGUCUUUGAAGACUCUGGUUGUGCCCUCAGAUAAGUCACCUGUAAGUAAGGAGGCUAAACCCCAAGACUCUCAAAUUGAAUCAUUCAAUCAGUUUGCGAUUUCACAACAACAAAAUAACCAGUCUGUUGCAUUAGCCAAAGAUCACCCUUCCAAGGCUUCCUCUUCUAUGUCCUCUCCAUCUUCUGCAGUAGCUUCACCUGUGACAUCUCCUUUAACACCACUCGGCAAGGAGGACCGUGCUGCUAGACAAACCCCUCCUACUAAAUCUCCACCUCCUAAAACACCACCUGCCAAGGAGGACCUUGCGGUUAAAGAGACCACACCUGCUACACCGCCUCCGAAAACACCACCUGUAAAAGAUAAUCAAAUUAUCAGUGGCAUACUUCCAGAAACAUCUCAAUUUUUGAAGGAAGUUUUAGUUGGGUUAAUGACAACUCCAGCACCAAUACCUCCUACAAUGCCACCUUUAAAGGAAAAUGCAGCUUCCACGCCUGCACUUCCUCCACUUUCACUACCUACUUUUCAUUCCAUUCAAGAAGUAAGUACAACUACUCCAUUAGCAGCAUCCCCACCCCCACCAUCACCCACAGGUGGUGCAUCAUCAGUACCCCCAUCAACACUAUCACCACUAUCACCCCCAACUGUUUCAUUAUCAACACCUGCACCACCCCCAUCACAAGCCCUAAUUGUUCCAUCAUCAGCACCUGUACCACCGCCACUACAAGCCCCAAUUGUUUCAUCAUCAGCACCCUCACUACCACCCCCAAUUGUAUCUUCGUUAGUACCGGUACCACAAGACCUAACUGUUUCAUCAUCAGCACCCCCGCCACCUCCACAACCUCACCCAACUGUUUCAUCGUCUCCACCCGCACCAUCCCCACCACCAACCCCAAUUGUUUCAUCAUCAGCACCCCCACCACCACCCUCAAUUGUUUCAUCAUCUGCAUCCUCACCACCACCACUAACUGGUCCAUCAUCUGCACCCCCACCACCACCCACAACUGGUUCAUCAACAACACCCCCACCACCACCACCCACAACUGGUUCAUCAUCAGCACCCCCACCACCACCACCACCCACAACUGGUUCAUCAUCUGCACCCCCUGCUCCUUUUGGUAAGAAGGCAGGUAGUGGACCUUCAGCUCCUGCACCACCACCUUUUAUUUCAUCCGCAAAUGCAAAGAAUAGACUUUUGUCACGUGGUGAUUUAAAGAACGACCAGAACAAGAAACUAAAGCCAUUGCAUUGGUUGAAGUUAUCUAGAGCCGUACAGGGAAGCCUAUGGGCUGAAGCACAAAAAACGAGUGAAGCUUCCAAGGCUCCUGAGAUCGACAUAUCAGAGCUUGAGAAUCUAUUCUCAGCAGCUGCUCCUAAAACAGAUCGUAGUAAAUCAAGUUCUCGUACAGCGAAAGGGUCAAAAACUGAAAAAGUGCAACUGAUUGACCUCAGGCGUGCGUAUAAUUGUGAAAUCAUGCUUUCAAAAGUGAAAGUGCCCCUGCCUGAAUUAAUGAGUUCUGUUCUCGCCUUGGAGGAAUCAGCAUUAGAUGUUGACCAAGUUGAUAACCUUAUAAAAUUUUGUCCUACCAAAGAGGAGAUGGAGCUACUGAAGGGCUACACUGGAGACAAGGAUAAGUUGGGAAAAUGUGAACUGUUCUUCUCGGAGCUAAUGAAAGUCCCCCGAAUUGAAUCGAAGCUUAGGGUGUUCUCUUUCAAGAUUCAGUUUCGCUCCCAGGUUUCUGAUCUCAGACGUAGCCUUAAUAUUGUAAACUCGAUAGUGGAGGAGAUCAGAAAUUCUGUCAAAUUGAAGAGAGUAAUGCAGACAAUUCUUUCAUUAGGAAAUGCUUUGAAUCAGGGAACUGCAAGGGGUUCUGCUGUCGGAUUUAGAUUGGACAGCCUUCUUAAACUAACAGAUACACGUGCACGGAACAAUAAGAUGACUCUCAUGCAUUACCUUUGUAAGGUGCUUGCUGAUAAGCUUCCACUUGUACUAGAUUUUUCAAAAGACGUUUCAAGUUUAGAACCGGCAUCAAAGAUACAACUGAAAUUUUUGGCAGAGGAAAUGCAUGCCAUAAGCAAAGGAUUGGAGGAAGUCGUUCAAGAGCUGUCGAGUUCUGAAAAUGAUGGACCUGUGUCAGAAAACUUCCGCGAGAAAUUAAAGGAGUUCCUCUGUUUUGCUGAAGCUGAAGUGAGAUCCCUGGCUUCAUUAUACUCCGGGGUGGGUAGAAACGUAGAUGCAUUGAUUAUUUAUUUCGGAGAAGAUCCAGCUAAAUGUUCCUUUGAACAAGUUACAUCAACUCUACUCAAUUUUGUGAGGAUGUUUAACAAAGCUCAUGAUGAGAACUGCAAGCAGCUUGAGCAAGAAAUGAAAAAGUCGGCGGAAAACGAGAAGUCGCAGGCAAACCCUUUGUAGAAUGAAUC